This is a messenger RNA of Hydractinia symbiolongicarpus, 986 nucleotides long. RefSeq lists its product as uncharacterized. The transcript has 2 exons. NCBI's taxonomy places the organism in Eukaryota, Metazoa, Cnidaria, Hydrozoa, Anthoathecata, Hydractiniidae. The record is from RefSeq and is a predicted model, not a curated record. The coding region runs from base 326 to 679 and encodes 117 amino acids.
GCGAGUUCGGGCGACUUUUCGAAUAAAAUUGGCGUUUGCCACCCGAAAUCGCCCGCAUUUUCCCGAAAUCGCCCGGAACAUUCCCGAAAUGCAAUUCCUUGUGAGAAACCAUGCGGACGAUAUUUGGGAAGAAGGCGCUUGAAGAGAAAGGAGUUAAUAUAGUUUAUAUAUAAGUUAUUUAUAAAGUAAACUUCAUCAAAAACCAUCAAAAACAGUUCUCUUAAGAACUUCACUACCACAUAACCAGAAGAUAUCUAUCGUCCUCCAGGGGGUACAAAGAAGAGACUUUCAAAUAAAGAGACUGUCAUUCCAUACUUUACUGAGGAUGAUAUCUUUAGAUGCCAGCUCAACAAACACAACAAAUCCCAAAAAGCGAAAGCCACCAGCUUCAAGAGCAUCCCCACGAAAGAAGUGUAGAGAAACCCAAGAACCUUUUCCUGAGCCUCAACAGGAUCCAGUCAUAGAACCAGAGAUUGAAGAAUCAAUUGACUGGAAGGCAAAAUACCAUGAACUUUUACAGGAAAACAAUUUAUUGAAACAACAGUUAAAAUUGAGUCAAGAACAGUUAAAAUUGAGUCAGUCAUUGAAAUUCCGGUUUAUUGACCACGUUAUGGGAAGUGACAAAAUGAAAAAAUGUGUAAACACUAUACUGCAUUUCCAACGUAUUUUAAGCCAUUAGUUAAAAAGCAAAUCUACUUUGAAAACUGCUCCUUUCAAAUAAAUAAUGAUUUUGAAAUUUUCCUACCCUCUUUGAACAUGAAAAUCACAUAAAUUGGUUUAUAAAAGACAUAUUUUUUUUGUAUGAGAGGGACUAAUAUUUUUAGCUUAGGUAAUAUUUUAUUAUUUUAUUAUUUUUUUGAUAACAAUUUUGACAUUUUGAUAACAAUUUUGACAUUUUUUCCACUGUUUUACUAUAUAUAGUAUUAUUACUAUUAGUGUUCAUUAUACCAGUCAACUGAGGUCCUGGAAAUACAUUUAGAUAUAAA